Lingula anatina is the source of this 1668-nucleotide messenger RNA. RefSeq lists its product as uncharacterized. Lineage: Eukaryota; Metazoa; Brachiopoda; Lingulata; Lingulida; Lingulidae. The record is from RefSeq and is a predicted model, not a curated record.
AUGGGGAGGUGUAAGGCCUUGUAUUUUGAUAUACUGGAAGAUCAGAAUGAAGCACAGACCAGAAAUGAAAGGGACAGACUGGAAAAAUUUCAAAUGCCAGAUCAACAAAAUGGUCUAUGUCAGCCGUACUUGGAACAAAAACCAGCCACAAGUCCAAACACAGGCAGUCUGACCAAUGGACAGUCAGUCACUGAAGGUGCAGCUGGUGCUUUAGUGGAAAGUGCACCUGAAGCAAAGUCUAGCCCCUAUAAUUUGCAUGGAGAAAGGAAAAACACUAACAAGUUGCAAUGCUCUAAGUUUGUAUAUGGGAAAGAUUCUAAACUUACACACCAAAAGGACAGUGAUAACAUGUUAGAUUCCAGCGACAAUAUAUCAAAAGAUGACACUUACUUGAAAGGGUCUGUACUUUCACCUGAUAAUAACUGCACUUCAAACAGGACAGAAAUUCUGCAUGUUUGGCCAGUAUCAAGAGUGAACCCUGGAGAACAACUGCAACCCCAACCACCCCAACCCCCUGUACAAGACCCCGAAGAACAACCGGGAGAAUUGCAACAUCAACAGCUACCACAAGAAGGUAUUAACCUAGCCAUUCCCCAAAACUUCCAUACUGAAAACAUACCAGUGCCUGAAGAAGGUGCUCAUCAGCCCGAGCCCCAAGCACAGCAGCACCCUGUGGAGUACAUAGACCUGCACCCUGAAAAUUUAUCAUUCCCUAUACAGGCAGAAGAUGAUGACACAGGGCAGUACAUAGACCUGCACCCAGAAAACAUGCCGGAAUAUUCACCAGCCUGAACACUAAGCACAGCAGUACACUGUGCAAGAGGCUGGGGGUGUACCACCAUUCCUGGCAUAAAUUAGACAAUGAUGCUAUAGAUUAAAAUUUCAAUGAGGGCAUGCAGUAGAAAUCUUCAGCCACGUGGACAGUAAAGAGCUUUUAUAGGCAUCUUCUCCUUUUAACAGUCAUGGGACAGUGCAGACUUAGAAUCAGAAACAACUGAGAAAAUGUUAUCUUUUGGAAGAAAUUGCAAAUACUCAAAGAAGCCAUUUCACUCACUGCAUUUAGAAGGUAAAAUGUCAAAUUCCAGGCCACAUUUUGAUUUACCAUGUAUAGCUAAUUUAAAUGACAACAUUGCUUUCCAGUUGUUGAAGUUAUAAUUAAGGGAUGUGCAUGGCUACAGCCCUGUCCAAGCAAAGUGGACAGAUUCAAAUAAGUACAGGGAAUAUCUACAGGCAGUAGCGCCUGUACAUAAAAAAUAAAUUACAGUAUGCAACUUAAAUUAUGCAUUCUACACAAAGGUCUUCGCAUCCAAGGCCUGUCAUUCUUUUAAAAAAAUGCACCCCCCCCCCUCUUACUUAAAAUAAUCCUGGAUCCGCCCAUGGUAUACAAGAAUCAAAUUUUACUUUUAUGAAAAUAUUUUCUGAUGGACAAGAAGUUACAUAGUAAUACAUGGCUAAGCCUGUCAAGUCUGCCUGCUGCUUGAGUGGUCUAGCUGUUAGUUAAACUCUCUUCCAUCUUGAAUUCUGAAUAUAAUGAAAUAGCAAUGGUUGUAACAUGCUUUAUACAGGAUCUGAUGGAGAAAUUGAAACAUCUUAAGUGCUCAAUAAACUAUCACUACCAGGGGCGGAUCCAAAGAUAUUUUAUGACAGUCUUCCAAAUUGUCUUUGUUG